Penaeus vannamei (Pacific white shrimp) is the source of this 4019-nucleotide messenger RNA. NCBI's taxonomy places the organism in Eukaryota, Metazoa, Arthropoda, Malacostraca, Decapoda, Penaeidae. The record is from RefSeq and is a predicted model, not a curated record.
CUGACUGGCUGGCUUGAGAAGAACAAGGAUCCUCUCAACGACACCGUCGUCGACCAGCUCAAGAAGGCCUCCAACGCCCUCACAGUCGAGAUCUUCGCUGACCAUCCCGGCCAGUCCGGUGAUGCAGGCGGCAAGGGUGGUAAGGGUGGUAAACAACAGACCGGCUUCAAAACUGUAUCUUCUGGAUACAAGGAUCAGCUUGCAACCUCAUGAAGACUCUCAACGCUACUCAUCCUCACUUCAUCCGAUGCAUUGUGCCCAACGAGUUCAAGAAACCAGGUGCUGUUGAUGCUGGGCUGAUCAUGCAUCAGCUGACCUGUAAUGGUGUACUUGAGGGCAUCCGUAUUUGCCAGAAGGGCUUCCCCAACAGGAUGCCUUAUCCUGAUUUCAAGCUCCGUUACAACAUCCUGGCCGCCAAGGAGAUGCUUGAAGCGAAGGACGACAAAAAGGCUGCUGAAGCUUGCUUCCAAAAGGCCGGUCUUGAUCCCGAGUUGUAUCGUUGUGGCAAUACUAAGGUGUUCUUCCGUGCCGGUGUCCUGGGUAGACUCGAGGAGAUCCGUGAAGACCGCGUGGUCAAGCUCCUCACCUGGUUCCAAGCAUGGAUCCGUGGUUUCAUCAGCCGCAAGUUCUACUCCAAGAUGCAGAAGCAGCGCACUGCCCUCAUUGUUGUGCAGCGCAACCUAAGGAAAUUCAAGAUCAUGCGCGCUUGGCUCUGGUAUGAACUGUGGAUCAAGCUCAAACCCAGGCUCUGCGCCACACGUGCUGAGGACGAGAUCGUAAGAUUGGAAGAACUUGCUGAAAAAGCUGAGGCUGAUUUCGAAAAGGAGGUUAAGGUCCGCGAAGAACUCGAGAUCAAGAAUGCGGCUCUUCUCGAGGAAAGAGCUGAGCUCAUGAAUGCUCUCGAUUCUUCCAAGGGUGGCAUGUCUGAAUACCUGGAUAAACAGGCAAAGCUGCAGGCACAGAAGGCAGAAGUUGAAGCACAACUUAAUGAAGUCUUAGGACGCCUUCGCAAGGAAGAAGAGGCUCGUGGUCAAAUUGCCAAUGGCAAAAAGAAGUGCGAACAAGAGGUUGAAAGUCUUAAGAAGGACCUUGAGGACCUUGAGCUUCUGGUUCAAAAAGGUGAGCAAGACAAAGUCACCAAGGACGAACAGAUCCAUAAUCUCAAUGAGGAGAUUGCUCACCAAGAGGAACUCAUUAGCAAGGUUAACAAGGAGAAGAAACAUCUUCAGGAAUGCAACCUGAAGACUGCCGAGGAUAUCCAGUGUAUUGAGGACAAGUGCAACCACCUUAGCAAGAUGAAGACCAAGUUGGAGUCCACCCUUGACGAACUCGAGGAUUCUCUUGAGCGUGAGAAGAAGCUUCGUGCUGAGGUCGAGAAGUCCAAGAGGAAGAUCGAGGGUGAUCUCAAGCUGACUCAGGAGGCUGUUUCCGAUCUGGAACGUAACUUCAAGGAACUCGAAGUGGCUGUAGAACGUAAGGAUAAGGAGGCUGCAGCCCUAACUUCCAAAAUCGAGGACGAACAGGCCCUUGUUUACAGGGACCAAAGGCAAGUGAAGGAACUUCAGGCUCGCCUCGAAGAGCUCGAGGAAGAAGUUGAACAUGAACGUCAAGCACGCAGCAAAGCUGAAAAGGCCAAGAAUCUCCUUUCUCGUGAAUUGGGAGAACUUGGAGAGCGACUGGACGAGGCCGGCGGUGCCACCGCAACGCAGAUUGAGAUCAAUAAAAAGCGCGAGAGUGAACUGGCCAAGGUCCGCCGUGACAUUGAGGAAUCCAACCUCCAGCAUGAAGCUGCUCUCGCCACUCUCCGUAAGAAGCAUAAUGAUGCCAUCGCUGAAAUGUCUGAGCAGAUCGACUAUCUUAAUAAAAUGAAGGCCAGAGCUGAGAAGGACAAGGAUGCCAUGAAACGUGACGCCGAGGACGCUAAGGCUUCAAUGGAUUCACUUUCUCGGGACAAGACUACCGCGGAGAAGACAACUAAGCAGCUGCAGCACCAAUACAGUGAGCUCUGUGCAAAGCUUGAUGAGGUUAACCGCACUCUCAGUGACUAUGAUGCCGCCAAGAAGAAGCUUGCUUGUGAGAAUGCCGACCUUGUCCGCCAGCUGGAGGAGGCCGAGAACCAGGUUGGCCAGCUUUCCAGGCUCAAGCUCUCCCUUACAAACCAGCUUGACGACACAAGGAAACUUGCUGAUGAAGAAAGCAGGGCACGAGCCACUCUCCUGGGCAAGUUCCGCAACUUGGAACACGAUAUUGAAGCUCUUCGUCAGCAACUCGACGAGGAGAACGAAGCCAAGGGAAGCGUCUUACGCAUGCUCUCCAAGGCUAAUGCUGAGGCUCUCAUGUGGCGCUCCAAGUAUGAGUCUGAGGGUGUUGCUCGUGCAGAGGAAAUCGAAGCUUCUCGCAUGAAGCUCGCUGCUCGUCUCGAGGAAGCCGAAAUGCAGAUUGAGUCCCUCAAUGUUAAGAACUUGCAUCUGGAGAAGACCAAGAUGCGAGCUGCUGCUGAGCUGGAUGACCUCCAAGUCGCUGCUGACCGUGCACAGACCUUGGCCAACUCCGCUGAAAAGAAACAAAAGAACUUUGACAAGAUUAUCUCCGAAUGGAAGCUGAAGGUCGACGACCUUGGUGCUGAGUUUGAUGCUUCUCAGAAGGAAUGCCGCAACUACGCCACCGAACACUUCCGUCUGAAGGCUGCCUAUGAGGAAAACAUUGAACAACUUGAUUCUAUCCGUCGUGAAAACAAAAGUCUUAACGACGAAAUUAGGGACUUGAUGGACCAGAUCGGUGAGGGCGGCCGAGCAUACCAUGAGGCUCAGAAGAAUGCCAGGCGUCUUGAGCUUGAGAAAGAAGAACUUCAGGCUGCUCUUGAAGAGGCUGAGGCUGCUCUCGAACAAGAAGAGAACAAGGUCCUCCGAACACAGCUUGAGCUCAGCCAGGUCAGGCAAGAGAUUGACAGGCGUGUUCAGGAGAAGGAAGAGGAAUUCGACAACACUCGCAAAUGUCACCAGAGGGCCAUUGACUCCAUGCAAGCUUCUCUUGAGGUUGAAGCCAAGGGUAAGGCUGAGGCUCUUCGUUUGAAGAAGAAGCUCGAGUCCGACAUCAACGAGCUUGAAAUUGCCCUUGACCACGCCAACAAGGCCAAUGCUGAUCUCCACAAGCAUUAUAGGAAGGUUCAGGAUGAGAUCAAGGAUAUGGAGGCCCGCGUUAAGGAAGAGCAACGUCUUGCCUCCGAAUAUCGUGAACAGUAUGGCAUUGCUGAGCGCCGUUACAAUGCCCUCUAUGGUGAGCUUCAAGAAUCUCGUACGCUCCUGGAACAGUCUGAUCGUGGCCGUCGCCAUGCUGAGACUGAGCUCAACGAUGCACGGGAACAGAUUAACACUCUCACCACCCAGAAUGCUGGACUAAGUGCCGCUAAGAGGAAGCUUGAGGGCGAAAUGCAGACUCUCCAUGCUGACCUUGAAGAAAUGCUCAGCGAAGCAAGAAACUCUGAGGAGAAGGCGAAGAAGGCCAUGCUAGAUGCUGCUCGCCUUGCUGAUGAGCUCCGUUCUGAACAAGAGCACGCCAGUAACCAAGAGAAGAUGCGUAAGGCCUUGGAAGGUACCGUCAAGGAUCUACAGACCCGUCUUGAGGAAAGUGAGGCUGCUGCCAUGAAGACUGGUAAGAAGGCUGUCAGCGAACUUGAAGGUCGCAUUCGCGAACUCGAGGCUUCCCUGGACGAUGAGACUCGCCGCCACGCCGACGCCCAGAAGAACCUGAGGAAGUGCGAGAGGCGCAUCAAGGAGCUCGCCUUCCAGACUGACGAGGACAAGAAGAACCACGACAGGAUGCAGGACCUCGUCGAUAAGCUCCAGCAGAAGAUCAAGACUUACAAGCGCCAGAUCGAGGAGGCUGAGGAGAUCGCCGCCCUCAACCUGGCCAAGUUCCGCAAGGCUCAGCAGGAGCUCGAGGAAUCUGGCUGAAUUAUACUGUCAGAUACAUCUAGGUAUAUCCUAGAUGUUCAUAACAAAUAAACAGUCAUAAAUGUA